GCCUGGAGCUGCCGCGGGCGGGCGGGCGCUGCUUCAGCGGGCCGCGCAGCGGACAUGGCGGGCUCUCGGCUUCCGCGGCAGCUCUUCCUCCAGGGUGUGGCGGCCGUCUUCAUGUUCGCCUUCGCUUCCCUCUACACGCAGAUCCCAGGCCUGUACGGUCCCGAGGGCAUCCUGCCUGCAAGGAGGAUGCUGCGGCCGCAGGGCAAGGGGCGCUGGCAGCAGCUGUGGGAGACCCCGACACUGCUGUGGGAAGCGCCGAGACUGGGGCUGGACACGGCCCAGGGCCUGGAGCUGCUGAGCCUGCUGGGUGCACUGCUGGCCCUGGGGGCCCUGCUGCUGAGCCCACUGCGCCACCCCGCUGUCUUCCUGCUGCUUUGGGCUGCCUACUUGUCGGCCUGCCAGGUGGGCCAGGUGUUCCUUUAUUUCCAGUGGGACUCCCUGCUGCUGGAGACUGGCUUCCUGGCAGUGCUGGUGGCCCCACUGAGGCCAGCCUUCCACCGAAAGCAGGCCCCCCAGCGUGGGCAGGCAGGGGCCCUGCCCCAUGAAGGCCUCCCCUUCUGGCUGGUGCGCUGGCUGCUGUUCCGCCUCAUGUUCGCCUCAGGCGUGGUCAAGCUUACCAGCCGCUGCCCGGCGUGGUGGGGGCUCACUGCCCUCACCUACCACUACGAGACCCAGUGCCUGCCCACACCUGCCGCCUGGUUCGCACAUCACCUGCCCGUCUGGCUGCACAAACUCAGCGUGGUGGCCACCUUCCUCAUCGAGAUUGCUGUGCCGCCCCUGUUCUUUGCCCCCAUUCGACGCCUGCGCUUGGCCGCCUUCUACUCGCAGGUGCUGCUGCAGGUGCUGAUUAUCAUUACCGGUAACUACAACUUCUUCAACCUGAUGACCCUGGUGCUCACCACUGCCCUUCUGGACGACCAGCAUCUGGCUGCAGAGCCUGGCCAUAGCAGCCGCAAGAAGACAGCCAUGUCCCGGCCCAAGGCCCUGCUGGCCACACUGUCGCUGCUGCUGGAACUAGCCAUCUACGGGUUUCUGGCCUAUGGCACCGUGCACUACUUUGGCCUGGAGGUUGACUGGCAACAGCGCACUGUCCACUCCAGAACCACUUUCACCUUCCACCAGUUCUCUCAGUGGCUGAAGACACUGACGCUGCCCACCGUGUGGCUGGGUGUAGCCUCCCUGGCCUGGGAGCUGCUGAGUGCCCUCUGGAGGUGGACCCAGGUGCGGGGCUGGCUGCGGAAGCUCAGUGCUGCAGUCCAACUGUCCCUCGUGGGCACUGCCACCGUGGCCUUGUUCCUGAUCAGCCUGGUGCCGUACUCCUACGUGGAACCGGGGACCCACGGGCGCCUUUGGACUGGGGCCCACCGUCUAUUUGGCACCGUGGAGCACCUGCAGCUGGCCAACUCCUACGGCCUCUUCCGCCGUAUGACCGGGCUUGGUGGGCGGCCCGAGGUGGUGCUGGAGGGCAGCUACGAUGGCCACCACUGGACGGAGAUCGAGUUCAUGUACAAGCCUGGGAACCUGAGCCGGCCACCCCCAGUCGUGGUGCCCCACCAACCUCGCCUGGACUGGCAAAUGUGGUUUGCAGCCCUGGGCCCGCACACACACAGCCCAUGGUUCACAAGCCUGGUCCUGCGCCUGCUGCAGGGCAAGGAGCCAGUGAUCCGCCUCGUCCAGAGCCAAGUGGCCAGGUAUCCCUUCCACAAGCAGCCACCCACCUACCUCCGAGCCCAGCGCUACAAGUACUGGUUCUCUCAGCCUGGGGAGCAGGGCCAGUGGUGGCGGCGCCAGUGGGUGGAGGAGUUCUUCCCACCCGUAUCCCUGGGGGACCCAGUGCUGGAGACGCUGCUCAGGCAAUUUGGGCUGCAGGACAAGAACCCACCCCGGGCCCGUGGCGCCAACAGCACCCUGGCCCAGGCCCUCCACUGGACACGUACUCAGCUGUCUCCCUUGGAGGCCCCUUCCCUGCUCUGGGGGCUCCUCAUGGCUGUGGGGGCUGUCAGAGUUGUGCAGGCCCUGCUAGCACCCUGGUCUCUCCGGUCCUCCCCCUCGGCAGUAGCCAUCGGGCAGAAGCACAGGCCAGCCCCCCAGAAAGACUCUGGAGCUACCUCUGAACAGGCCACCCCUGCCCCCAGCCCCUGCAGCAGCAGUUCUCGGACCACCCGGCGGAAGAAGUAGCUGUGUCCUGAGAGGGCCGGAUCCCCAGGACUGUUCUGGCCUCCAGCAGGACAGGACCCUGCCACCGUGCCUUAGCUGACCCCACAGGGCCAGGCAUAGGUUUGGGGGACUGCCCCUGGGGUUUGUGGGGUGCCGUGUUGAGGGCUUUGGGCCCCCCAAUGCCAACUACGCCCCUCCCCAGUACUCCUAUUACUGCCUCCAUGAUUGGCCCAGGAAGGGGACACAUAACCCAGCUCAAGACCCUUCCCCUGCCCUGGGCUGUGAGUCGGAGGAAGAGGCUGACUCACAGGGGAAGAGGGGAAGCACCGUCAUCUUCAUCAUCAUUUCCACACCAGCCCAUCCUACUCUUUAGAUCUGGGCACCAAUAAAGGUAUCUUUUGUGCUUGGCUA
This is a messenger RNA of Saimiri boliviensis boliviensis (Bolivian squirrel monkey), 2568 nucleotides long. RefSeq names its product lipase maturation factor 2 (gene LMF2). The record is from RefSeq and is a predicted model, not a curated record. Lineage: Eukaryota; Metazoa; Chordata; Mammalia; Primates; Cebidae. Gene Ontology annotation, cellular component: endoplasmic reticulum membrane. Gene Ontology annotation, biological process: protein maturation.